UGUGUCAUGAUUUCUGUUCUGAAAGAUAAUUUCCUGUGGUUGUGAUUUUCUCUCAGUGGAGAGAAACUAAAAAAGAGACAGACUGUAAGUUUAUAAAAAAGGAAGAAGAAAAAGAAGAGGACACAUACAGGAGGGUUUUGUGUUGGUCCAGUAAAAACUCUCUGCCACACAUACUUUGGCUUGUUUGCAAAGGCUCGUGUUGGAGCGAGGAUCUCCCCGUCUCUCUCUGCUCUGUGAAAGGAUCCACUGAUGAAGAGUCGUGCAGGGAGGUGGUGCAGCUGCAGCCUCCUCCUCCCCCUCCUCCUCCUCCUCCUCCACAGGCCUCAGAUGGCUGCUGCCUGUGUUCAGCUCCUGUUGGCUGCCACCCUGUGGAUGAUGCCUCACAUGGGAGCUGCUGCUGCAGCCGUGUUGUCGAGCUCCACGGAGCUGCUCAACAUGACUGGAGCUGGAGCUGAGACAGACUUCAGGAUGCUCAGUGGAGCCGUCAGCAGACGUAAACGAGCCAUUUCAUCCAGAGAGAUCAACGCUCUGCUGGAUUAUCACAACCGGGUCCGCUCUCAGGUUUUCCCCCCCGCAGCUAAUAUGGAGUUCAUGCUCUGGGACGAGGGGCUCGCUAAGUCAGCUGACUCCUGGGCUUUACGAUGCGUUUGGGAUCACGGUCCGACGCAGGCAAUGAGAUAUUUGGGCCAAAACCUGUCAAUCACUUCAGGAAGGUACCAGUCCAUCACUGAUCUGGUCCGGACCUGGUAUGAUGAGAGGCAUCACUUCUCCUACCCGAACAGAUGCAGUGGAUCAGUGUGCUCUCACUACACUCAGAUGGUGUGGGCGAGCACCAACAGAGUGGGAUGUGCUGUCAGGAAGUGCUCAAACAUGUACGUGUUUGGAAACACAUGGAGGGAGGCAACGCUGCUCGUCUGCAACUACUCUGUGAAAGGGAACUGGGUCGGAGAGGCUCCCUAUAAAAGCGGAAAACCUUGCUCUGUCUGUCCAUCCAGCUAUGGCGGCUCCUGCUGGAGAAACCAGUGCUCACCAAACACAAAGCACAGGACACUUAAAAGAUAUUAACACAACAUGUGGUUUUAAAUGUGUUUUAAUGAGAGUAAAGAAGUCACAACACAUUUAAAGUCAAGUUUUAACCCACACGAGGGCUGCAGCUGCCCAGUUAUAUUAAUGAAUGUUUCACACACAGGUGAGUUGGUGUAGUUGUAUGUACAGUGUAUGUUUCUUUUCAUUGCUGUUGGUCACUAAUAUAAUAGGACUGAACGCCAAAGAAAUGUUUGCCCAUUAGUAUACUUCUUGAAGACAUGAUGGAGAGUUUUUGCACUGCUAGUGAUUACUGUUUUUGAUGCAUUAACCAAAAAUAAAGCACUUUUGUUGUACAGAUCAUAUGUACUGUAACCUUGGAUGUGUUACUGAUUCUUUUUCUAACCUGAUUUAAUAUUUGCUGUUUCUUUGUCCAUUGUGGAAAAACUGUCAAAUCAUUCCUGCAGUGAUUGUGUUCAACUCACGAUUGUCUGUUUGCCUGAACAG
Molecule: messenger RNA, 1530 nt
Organism: Epinephelus fuscoguttatus (brown-marbled grouper)
Lineage: Eukaryota; Metazoa; Chordata; Actinopteri; Perciformes; Serranidae
Gene: r3hdml
Product: R3H domain containing-like
Exons: 6
Coding region: 250-1065 (271 amino acids)
Source: RefSeq, a predicted model, not a curated record